Triticum dicoccoides is the source of this 514-nucleotide messenger RNA. RefSeq names its product zinc finger protein 2-like. The transcript has a single exon. The coding region runs from base 68 to 490 and encodes 140 amino acids. NCBI's taxonomy places the organism in Eukaryota, Viridiplantae, Streptophyta, Magnoliopsida, Poales, Poaceae. Gene Ontology annotation, molecular function: DNA-binding transcription factor activity. The record is from RefSeq and is a predicted model, not a curated record.
GCCAAUAGUACAGGAGAAGUAGAGCUGGCCGGCAAAUAUCUUCCACCGGCCGGCCCUCUCUUCUCCGAUGGAUCAGGCUCCCCAUGGGGCAGCCGCUUCACUAGACCUGUCCCUGACCCUGGCCCCCGUGACACCGCCAUCACCAGCAGCACCCCCAUCCUCCUCCUUUUGGGCUGAAGGAGACGCCGCUGUCGGCCACGGCGGCCAUGGUGGCCAUGCCGGCGAAGGGAGAUCGAGGCGGCUGUUCUCGUGCCUCUUCUGCGACAAGAAGUUCCUCAAGUCUCAGGCGUUGGGGGGCCACCAGAGUGUGCACAAGAAGGAGCGGGCCGGCAGCUGGAACCCCCACCUCUACCUCCAAUCCGACCACAGCGACCUGCCGGCCACCGCGGCGGCAAAGGCGCCAGCGAGUUGGCCAAACGCGCGCCUUGACGACGACGGCGAGAAGCAGUUGCAGCAGCAGCAGCAGCUUGAUCUCAACCUCAAGCUUUAAUUAGCUAACUCGUGUGUAUGUUUU